This is a messenger RNA of Phascolarctos cinereus (koala), 1712 nucleotides long. It is a transcript of the gene RBMX, whose product is annotated as RNA binding motif protein X-linked. Lineage: Eukaryota; Metazoa; Chordata; Mammalia; Diprotodontia; Phascolarctidae. The record is from RefSeq and is a predicted model, not a curated record. Gene Ontology annotation, molecular function: RNA binding.
CUCCAUCCGGGUCCUGUAGCCUCGUUCCCGGGCUGUAUAAAGUUCGCCGGCCCCUUUGUUCGUUCUCAUUGCGUAGUUGCGUCUGUCCUAUUCUUGUCGUCUGGGCAGCUCGGGGGACUUUGGAGAACGAGGGGGGCUGGAACGCGUGCGUACAAAGCCGAAUUUAGAGCGCGUGGUGGUGGCGGCGGGAAGCCGAAGCGGGUGAAGCCAGAAGUAACCAGAGAGCCUAGCGCCCUCACUUGCCCCUCCUGCCUAAUCGGUGCGUAGGAGAUGCCCAGCGGGAGGCUUUCGCUGCACUCCCCCCAGUUAGAAUAUAACAAAGUCAGAAUGGUUGAAGCAGAUCGUCCAGGGAAACUGUUCGUAGGUGGACUCAAUACAGAGACAAAUGAGAAGGCUCUUGAAGCUGUAUUUGGGAAAUAUGGGAGAAUAGUGGAAGUACUUCUGAUGAAAGACCGGGAAACCAGCAAGUCCAGAGGAUUUGCUUUUAUCACUUUUGAAAGUCCUGCAGAUGCAAAAGAUGCUGCCAGAGACAUGAAUGGGAAGCUCCUCGAUGGAAAAUCAAUUAAAGUUGAACAAGCCACCAAGCCAACAUUCGAAAGUGGUGGUAGGCGUGGGCCACCACCUCCACCUAGAAGCAGAGGCCCUCCAAGAGGCCUUAGAGGAGGAGGAAGAGGAGGAAGUGGUGGAGGAACAAGGGGGCCACCAUCACGUGGAGGACACAUGGACGAUAGCGGAUAUUCUCUUAACUUCAACAUGGGGUCUUCCAGGGGACCUCUUCCAGUAAAAAGAGGCCCACCACCACGUAGUGGUGGGGGUCCUCCACCUAAAAGAUCUGCACCUUCAGGGCCAGUGCGCAGCAGUAGUGGAAUGGGAGGAAGAGCUCCAGUAUCACGUGGGAGAGACAACUAUGGAGGUCCACCCCGAAGGGACCCAAUGCCAUCUAGAAGAGAUGUUUAUAUGUCACCAAGAGAUGAUGGAUAUAAUACUAAAGACAGCUAUUCAAGCAGAGAUUAUCAAAGUUCUCGAGACAACAGAGAUUAUGCUCCACCUCCAAGAGAUUAUGCAUACCGUGAUUAUGGUCAUUCCAGUUCACGUGAUGAUUAUCAAUCUAGAGGAUACAGUGAUCGUGAUGGCUAUGGUGGUCGUGAUAGAGACUAUUCAGAUCACCCCAGUGGAGGCUCCUACAGAGAUUCAUAUGAGAGUUAUGGUAACUCACGUAGUGCUCCACCUGCUCGAGGGCCCCCGCCAUCUUAUGGUGGAAGCAGUCGCUAUGAUGAUUACAGCAGAGAUGGAUAUGGUGGAAGCAGAGAAAGUUAUUCAAGCAGCCGAAGUGAUAUCUACUCAAGUGGUCGAGGAGAUCGAGUUGGCCGACAAGAUAGAGGGCUUCCCCCUUCUAUGGAUAGGGGAUACCCUCCUCCACGUGAUUCAUACAGCAGCUCAAGCCGCGGAGCACCAAGAGGUGGCCGUGGAGGAAGUCGAUCUGAUAGAGGAGGAGGCAGAAGCAGAUAUUAAAAAGAAAACUUAAGUUUUUGGACCAAAACCCCCUUUCAAAAAAAAAAAAAACAAAACAAGUGGAGCUUGUUCUAUCUUUACUACCAGAGGACUACUAAAAAGGAAACAAAAUUGUUUUUCCUUUUUUUAUUGCCUGUUAAGUUCCCCUCCAUGAUUUUUAUGCUUUUGUGAAGAACAAGUUAAAGCAAUGUUUAAUUUCA